Messenger RNA from Microthlaspi erraticum, 432 nucleotides. Lineage: Eukaryota; Viridiplantae; Streptophyta; Magnoliopsida; Brassicales; Brassicaceae. The record is from the annotation of a GenBank genome assembly.
AUGAUUUCCUUGUUGUUUCCGCGGUCGCCUUUGUGCACAGCAGCCAUAGUUUUCUACACAUGUGUGUGCGUUCCCUUGUGGAGGUUGAACAAGAAGUGUGGGGAUGCGGAAGCGCAUGAUGACGGUGAGGGUUACCAACUAACAGGUGUGAUGUUCGGGGACAAGGAAAAAGAGGAGGAGAUUUGCUGCCCCAUAUGCCUUGUGGAGUUUGAGACUGAGGAUGCUGUGACCCAUCUCCCUAGAUGCACUCAUCUCUUUCAUAUCCACUGUAUUGAACCUUGGCUUCUCCGUGGCCAUCUCACUUGCCCUCUAUGCAGAUCUUUUGUCUUCACUCCUACCCACAAUGUCUAUAGUGCCCCCUCCUGUUCCACCUUUCAUCUCUCUCUUUUCUUCCUCUUGUGUCUCUUUCUCCAUCUACUUGGAUACUUGUAG